AUGGAGUCUCUUGAGUCUUUUAAAGAGCAGGAAGAAAAGUCGAAUAACCAUGAGGUGGAUUCUAGCUCCGACUCUUAUGACAAGUACUUGUCUCGCCAAGCCACUGCCAUUUCUAGUAGCAGCUAUUCUGACUCAGGUGAUGGCACACGGUACCGCGACUUGGCAGACGAAGGGAAGUUCAGUCGGCAUCCAACGUCUUGGCUUUAUCAUCGCGUGGCCGUGGCGAGUUCAGAGCGUAAGCGCAGUUUAGGAACUUCGAACGGUACUACUGCUAUCAUGCGGGCAUCAAAGGGAAAAGGUGGCGACGAUCGUACAGGGUUUGCUCGAAUUUACUUUGAAAACAAUAAUUUUACAUCUUCAACAGUGUUUAAAUUACUCAGUAGCACAACAGUGCUCGAGGUAAGGCAGUCCAUGGCCGCAAAGAUUAAAAUUCCAGUGCACGAGUUUAUAAAUUACGCUGUUGUGGUCGUAUUUCCGACGGACAAUGCUGGAUCACUAUCGGCACGAACUUUAAGAGACGAAGAACUUAUUUUACCACUGGUGGAGCGCCUAAAUCGGGCGCGACCCGUGCAGACCGUGGAAGCAGAUGACACACCUGCAAAUACUAACGGUCCAAAACUCAAACAUCGGUCGAGGCCGCCUGUCAAAUUUGUAUUGAAGGAUGUUCGGGGCUCUCAUCUGGAUAUCAGUGAAAGCGCAGCGCCGUCUCGACGACAGCGGUCGAGAGAAAAGCAGUCGAUUAUUCCAGUUUUAUUAGGAAAGGGUGUACAUUCAGGAUAUCUUCAAAAGGCGAGCUCGAGAGAUUCAAGUCUUUGGAGAAAGCGGUGGUUUAUCAUAAAGGGAGACCAGCUUUAUUAUUGUAAAUCUCAUGUUAAUCAGCGAGAAGUCACUUCAAUUAGUCUGCUUGGUGCUGUUCUUGCCAAAGCCAAACCCGAAGUGCGCGUACCCUUUUCGUUUCAGCUCAAGACUCCUAGGCGGGACUAUGAGCUCUGCGCUAGUAGCAAGGACGAGAUGGUAGCUUGGAUUCACGCUUUACAUGUCCAAAUUGGCCUAUGCUCUGAGAAUCAUCGUUUGUAUGAAGCCGAAAUUUGGAUAACUGAAGACGCUGUGAAUCGAAGCGAGCAAGAAGCGUGUAUCCUGCCAGCAACAGAGCCUUCGUUGCUCGAGCGUGUGCUCUCCCGAGAAGAUACGCUCAAAUUAUUUCGUGACUUUGUUUCUACGACCCAAUUUCAAAACUUGCUUGACACGUGGAUUGAGUGCGAAUUGUUUCGCCGAAGUUGUUUAGCCCGCGAGAAUGGACUUGUAACAAUGUCAACUCAACGUACAGCGCAAGACGAAUGGGACCAUUUGAAAUCGAUUAUCCAGGCAAUUCAGUUGCUUAGCAUUGCACAUGCUAAUGACUUAAACGACCUGCUACAAUCGUUUGAGUCCGAGCAUAGUAAUCAUCAGCUCAGUACAGUUUCAAAUGGCGACGGCAAGGUUGACUUUCCGCAUACUAAUGUGAUUGUUCCCAUUCAGCAGAGACUAUUUAAGGCAAUUGAGGCCGGACCAUUUCAGCAGUUUCUUCUUCAGAACGGAUACCGACUUUUGCUGGAGCGUAUAAUUGGGGCCAUCGCAUAA
Molecule: messenger RNA, 1620 nt
Organism: Plasmopara halstedii
Lineage: Eukaryota; Oomycota; Peronosporomycetes; Peronosporales; Peronosporaceae
Product: rho gtpase activating protein 2
Exons: 7
Coding region: 1-1620 (539 amino acids)
Molecular function (GO): GTPase activator activity
Source: RefSeq, a predicted model, not a curated record